Phragmites australis (common reed) is the source of this 849-nucleotide messenger RNA. RefSeq names its product universal stress protein A-like protein. Lineage: Eukaryota; Viridiplantae; Streptophyta; Magnoliopsida; Poales; Poaceae. The transcript is spliced from 4 exons. The record is from RefSeq and is a predicted model, not a curated record. Bases 150 to 683 code for a protein of 177 amino acids.
ACGUGGAGCAUAAAAGCACGCCCGGGAAUCUGACCCGUCCCUAUCCACGACUCGCGGUGGCUUCCAGAGACCAGUGCUCGCUCGCGAAGCCGCAAUCGAUCUGAUCACGCUACACGUGUGCACUGGCUAGUGAGAUAGGCAUAGCGAGCAUGGGGUUGGGAGGCGGGAUGGCGUCGUCGGAGGGGCGGCGGAUCCUGGUGGCGGUGGACGAGGGCGACGAGAGCGUGCACGCGCUGCGGUGGUGCCUCAGCACCUUCGCCGCCGCCGCGCGCGGGGACACCGUCAUCCUGCUCUACGUCCGGCCGGCCCCGCCCACCUACUCCGUGCUCGACGCCUCCGCCGCUGUAGGCUACCUGUUCGCGGAGGAGGUGUCCGCCGCGAUCGACAGGUACAGCCGGGAGGUGGCGGACGCGGUGGUGGAGAAGGCGCAGAAGCUCUGCACGCUCUACAACAAGGAGAUGGGUGAGAAUAAUGACCAUGAGAUGAAGGUCGAGGUGAAGGUGGCCGUCGGGGACGCCAGGAGCAUCAUCUGCCAGAUGGCUGACAAGCUUGGGGCUGACAUUCUAGUCAUGGGGAGCCAUGGCUAUGGCUUCUUCAAGAGGGCUCUGCUUGGAAGUGUCAGUGAUUACUGCCUCAGGAACUCGACCUGUCCCGUUCUCAUCGUUAAGUCACAACACGAAUGAAGCUUUCCAUCACGGAUCGGAAAUAACGAUGCCCAAGCUCCUGUUUAGUACUCAUCUUUUCCGAUUUUUUUUUUCGUUUUGUUUACUGAUCGUGUACUCUGCCAGAGGAGAGACUUCUCAAGUGAUGACUCUGGACUUCAGCAAGCAACGUGUAUAUAUUGUACUA